Messenger RNA from Wyeomyia smithii (pitcher-plant mosquito), 1641 nucleotides. It is a transcript of the gene TpnC41C, whose product is annotated as troponin C, isoallergen Bla g 6.0101. Lineage: Eukaryota; Metazoa; Arthropoda; Insecta; Diptera; Culicidae. Bases 574 to 1119 code for a protein of 181 amino acids. The transcript is spliced from 4 exons. The record is from RefSeq and is a predicted model, not a curated record. Gene Ontology annotation, molecular function: enzyme regulator activity; calcium ion binding.
GAAAGAUAGAGAUCUAUGAAAAUGUCGACGGCGAACAUCGCUCAUAUUUGAAACGACUAUAAAAUGUAGUGGCUAAUAGGUCCUAUGAUGGGAAGAUCGGUGUGCCACACAGACCAGUGUGCGGCUGCAAAAUACCUUUCGAAAGUGCAGCAAAAUUUACAGUUUCGCGAAUCUCGAAGUGUUUUACGAGUUUACGUGUGAGUGUGUGUAUGCACUCGUGGGAAGAAAUAAGUUGGCAAAAUUUUAUAGUACUUUCCACGUACAGGUCAGUCCUAGCAGCAAAUCCGAUUGUGGUCCAAGGCAAAAGCCUCGAAGCCGCGGUAGGAACCUUUUUUAAUAAAAUUCUGCCACUCGAGUGCCCGUCGGUUCAAUUGUAGUCCCAGACCCGCAGAGGGAUUAGCACCCAACUUGUGUGUGGCUCAGGUGUUGUAACCGUUUCUUCGAAGCACGCGGCAGCCUCGCCUCUUAAGUGAACACCGGUAGCAGCAAUGGUUAGUGUGCAUUUGUUCUAACAGCUCUUUGUUCGACCGCUGAAAACACACCGAAUUUUGCUUUUGCAACUGUACGUCGAGCAUGGAUUUGACGAAGAAAGUGUUUGCCGUGCUGAUCUGUGGGCUUCUGUUGAUCGGUGCUGGUGGGCUAGUCACCGGAAGAGCUCCGGAGGAUCUUGACAAACAGCAGCUGGAACUGUUGCGAAAUGCGUUCAACGCGUUCGAUCAGGAGAAGAAAGGAUGCAUCGGCACUCAGAUGGUCGGCACCAUCCUGAGUAUGCUUGGACAUCAACUGGACGACAAGCUACUCAAGGAAAUUAUCGAUGAGGUCGAUGCCGACGGUUCCGGUGAGCUGGAGUUUGAGGAAUUCGUUACGCUGGCCGCCCGGUUCCUGGUUGAAGAGGAUGCAGAAGCCAUGCAGCAGGAGUUGAAGGAAGCCUUCCGCUUGUACGACAAAGAAGGUAACGGCUACAUUACCACUCAAGUGUUACGCGAGAUUCUGAAAGAGCUGGAUGAUAACCUGACCAACGAAGAUCUGGACAUGAUGAUUGAGGAAAUCGAUUCUGAUGGUUCCGGAACUGUUGACUUCGAUGAAUUCAUGGAAGUCAUGACCGGUGGAGACGAUUAAACGCUUCUUCGUUGUUAGCUUGUAAUAAUCGUUUAAUAUUAAUCUAUCUUCCACCUCUUUUUGUUAUUGAUUAAUAGCCGAAAAUUUCCACCUUGCUCUAAGUUUCAGUAAGAUCGCAAUAUAUUACAUAGUAGCACAAUCCAGUAAUGAGCAACCGCAAAGUUUUUAUUUGCAACGUAGCUAAGGGAACGGAACAAAAGUGUUUUACUGAUUUUGCUGGCCGGUACUGCUAUAGUAGGUGCUGUAUAAUUUUGAGUUCAGGUUCAAUUUAGAUAAAACACGCCCGCCAGCUAGCCAAUGCUUUAUUGAGUCAUAAAAUUUAACACCGAAAACUCGUGUACUCAGACAAAAAAAAGCACAAAACGAUAUAGUGUAAGCGCACGCUCGUGAAAGCAUUGUAGACCACCUACUAGCGGCAGCCCCCCCUGCAUCACGCAGACACGAGAGAAGAGCUGGUUCCUCCAACUUGUUGGAUAAACAUAAAUUGUAUUGUUGUACAAAAUAAAAUCAAUUUGUACCGAA